Macaca mulatta (Rhesus monkey) is the source of this 3408-nucleotide messenger RNA. RefSeq names its product leucine rich repeats and death domain containing 1 (gene LRRD1). Lineage: Eukaryota; Metazoa; Chordata; Mammalia; Primates; Cercopithecidae. Gene Ontology annotation, cellular component: cytoplasm. The record is from RefSeq and is a predicted model, not a curated record. Gene Ontology annotation, molecular function: protein binding. Gene Ontology annotation, biological process: signal transduction.
CGCUGUUUAUCCUGUUAGCAGACCCCUAAAUCAGGCAGGAAAAUAAAGCUCAGUGGAAGGGCCUCGGAGCAAGACAAUCCCACGAAAAUGGACGCGGGUUGAUUAACGUGAGUGAAGUUCUGAGGACCAGAAUCCAGACGUAAUUCUCCAUCCCGGCUGCUCGUUAGAUGCCCGGACCGACCCCCAGACCAAUUCAAUCAGAACAUUGGAGGGGCUUGUAAAAUCUCCCAGGGAGAUUCCGGUACGAAAGCCAGACUCACACGCGCGUUCUCCACCCGCCUGCCGCGGCCAGCGCGGGUCCCUCUUAGGGAAUUGAAUGGAGGCCCCGCGCCGCCUCCUCGAGUAUCCCAGUGUGACCGAUGGCCAGCUCACAAACGCGCAGUGGGUGCGGCCGAGCCGGGGAGCAGCGGAGCGGAGGGCUUUCGGCCUGGGAAAGAGGAGCCACGGUCCGGAGAGGCAUCAGUGCCGGGCCGCUGAAGUCCUCGCAAUUGCUGGACUCAACCGCGCGCGCCCUCUACCGGUCCCGCAAAGGAGCCGCAGCCGCCGCGGGAGGCCACAGAUUCAAAGGAAAAAACAUGAAAAUUAAAAUCAAGUUACAAUUUUGUAUUGGCAUAAAACAUAUCAGCAAAUAAGAUGUCUGAAAAGGAGGGUAUGUCAGAGGAGCUAGAGGAUACUAUUAGUCAAUUUAGGAAAGAAUCUAGAUCACAGUCAGUGAAGGAGCCUGGCUUUAUUAAAGAAACAUCAAAUUUGAUAAACGAAGCUUCUGAUUACCUGGAAGGGAAAUCUUCUAACCAGAUUUAUGAAACACAUCCUAGACAGAUUACAUUAGAGUCAACAUCUUCCUCUGGAAGCAAGUCUAAAAGAAAUGAAGAACAAAAGAAAAAUCUUCAAUUUUCUGAAACAAGCACUAGAACAGAAACUUCACAGAGUUUAUCAUCACUAACUGGGAGGAUUGCAGAAUAUCAGGCUUUGGUUAACUUCCUAUCUCAUGAAACAGUAGGAGAAGUUAGUCCACAAGUCUCUGAAGAAAAUCAGAAACAUCUUGGCUUAGAAACAACUUGUAAAGAUAACUUUACAGUUAACCUUGAGGCCAAGGGUUUACAGGAAUUUCCUAAGGACAUUUUAAAAAUCAAAUAUGUAAAACAUCUAUAUUUAGACAAGAAUCAAAUCAAAACUUUUCAAGGGGCAGACUCAGGUGAUCUGCUAGGACUUGAAAUUCUAUCCCUGCAAGAAAAUGGAUUAUCAUCACUUCCAUCUGAAAUUCAGUUACUUCAUAAUUUAAGGAUAUUAAACGUCAGUCACAACCACAUAUCACAUAUACCUAAAGAAAUAUCUCAGCUUGGGAAUAUCAGACAACUCUUUUUUUAUAACAAUUACAUUGAAAAUUUUCCUUCUGACUUAGAAUGUCUUGGAAACUUGGAAAUUUUAAGUUUGGGUAAAAAUAAGUUAAGGCAUAUACCAGAUACUCUGCCUAGUUUAAAAUACUUGCGGGUUCUCAAUUUGGAAUAUAAUCAAUUAACAAUAUUUCCUAAAGCUCUGUGCUUCCUUCCAAAGUUAAUUUCACUAGACCUUACUGGAAACCUGAUCAGCAGUUUGCCAAAGGAAAUUAGGGAGCUUAAAAAUUUAGAAACACUUUUACUGGAUCAUAAUAAGCUUACCUUUCUGGCUGUAGAAAUUUUUCAGUUACUCAAAAUAAAAGAACUCCAACUGGCCGACAAUAAAUUGGAAGUUAUUUCACACAAAAUUGAGAAUUUUAGGGAACUUAGGAUUCUUAUACUUGAUAAGAAUUUAUUGAAAAAUAUACCAGAGAAAAUAUGUUGCUGUGCAAUGUUGGAAUGCCUUACUCUUAGUGAUAAUAAAUUAACAGAACUUCCUAAGAACAUCCAUAAGCUUAACAAUUUAAGAAAACUUCAUGUAAACAGAAAUAAUAUGGUAAAAAUAACUGACAGUAUCUCACAUCUUAAUAAUAUAUGCAGUCUAGAAUUUUCAGGAAACAUAAUCGCAGGCAUUCCCAUUGAAAUAAAAAACUGCCAAAAAAUAAUUAAAAUUGAAUUGAAUUAUAACAAAAUAAUGUAUUUUCCGUUGGGACUGUGUGCUUUAGAUUCUCUUUAUUAUUUGAGUGUUAAUGGAAAUUAUAUUUCAGAAAUACCUGCGGAUAUAUCUUUCAGUAAACAACUGCUUCAUUUAGAAUUGAGUGAAAACAAACUCCUCAUAUUUUCUGAGCACUUUUGUUCUCUUAUUAAUCUUAAAUACCUGGAUCUUGGUAAAAACCAAAUAAAGAAAAUUCCAGCAUCUAUUUCUAAUAUGAUAUCACUCCAUGUACUUAUUUUAUGCUGUAAUAAAUUUGAAACUUUCCCUAGAGAAUUGUGUACUUUAGAAAAUUUGCGAGUACUUGAUCUUUCAGAAAACCAAUUACAGAAAAUCUCUUCAGACAUCUGUAAUUUAAAAGGAAUCCAGAAAUUAAACUUCUCAAGCAAUCAAUUUAUACAUUUUCCUAUUGAACUGUGCCAACUUCAAUCACUGGAACAGCUGAAUAUAAGUCAGAUAAAAGGGAGAAAGUUAACAAGACUUCCAGGAGAGCUAUCUAAUAUGACUCAACUUAAAGAACUUGAUAUCUCAAAUAAUGCAAUCAGAGAGAUUCCAAGAAAUAUAGGAGAAUUGAGAAAUUUGGUUAGUUUGCAUGCAUACAAUAAUCAAAUAAGUUAUAUUCCACCAUCUUUGCUAUCUUUAAAUGAUCUCCAGCAACUAAACCUGAGUGGAAAUAAUCUGACAGCUCUACCUAGUGCUAUCUACAAUCUUUUUUCACUGAAGGAGAUAAAUUUUGAUGACAACCCUUUGCUGAGACCUCCAAUGGAAAUCUGUAAAGGAAAACAGUUGUACACUAUUGCACGCUAUCUACAGAGGGCAGAUGAAAGAGAUGAGAAAAUCUUAGAGAAGAUAUUCAAGAUAGUUGCCAACAACAUCACUGAAACCAAUUUUGAAUUUUUAUGUCAAAAACUAAACCUGGCAAACUCAGAAACUGAUAUGCCUACAAAGAGCACUGUUUCAUUAAGUGAGAGAGCCCACCAAGCACUUGUUAUAUGGAAAACACAGAGUAACAAAUUAUCACUAACUGCUGCUGCUUUAAGAGAUCAACUAAUUCGAGCACUAACUAUGAUAGGAGCAUAUGAAAUUAUGGACAAAAUAACAGCUUUAAAUCUUUUUACACGUGCAAUUAAAUUCUAACCAGUGGAUCAAUAAUAAAAACUGAAAACUUUUGAUGCACUUAUAAUUGAAACUGUGUUUUUGAACCAUUUCACUUCACUUUAUCAUACAAGAGAAUUACAUCUCUUUUCUUGCAUUCUUAAGAGAUGAUGACAACUUAUAACUACCACUCUAAUGUUAUCAUAAUAAAAUAUUACAGACACU